Messenger RNA from Canariomyces notabilis, 264 nucleotides. RefSeq lists its product as uncharacterized. The transcript is spliced from 3 exons. Lineage: Eukaryota; Fungi; Ascomycota; Sordariomycetes; Sordariales; Chaetomiaceae. The record is from RefSeq and is a predicted model, not a curated record. The coding region runs from base 1 to 264 and encodes 87 amino acids.
AUGAAGCCCAUUGUGAGUGCGGUGCAAGCAUGGUCUUGCGUCGUGAUCUCGCUUUUUGCCAUCGUCAUCCUAUCUGUCCUCGGUCUCCUUUUUAACAAUAACCAUCCCGAACUGGUUGGCGGCGACGAGGAUCCCGAGAACGGGCCUGCAGUGGCCGGCACUGUUUUCACGGCCGUCAUCAUCUAUGCUGGAUUCCUCGUCUUCUGCGGCCUUCAGGGCCUAUUGCAUCUACGGGAAAAUCGAAGAGGCGCCAUCGCGUUAUAA